This is a messenger RNA of Neoarius graeffei (lesser salmon catfish), 1485 nucleotides long. It is a transcript of the gene cndp1, whose product is annotated as carnosine dipeptidase 1. The transcript has 11 exons. Gene Ontology annotation, cellular component: cytosol. Lineage: Eukaryota; Metazoa; Chordata; Actinopteri; Siluriformes; Ariidae. The record is from RefSeq and is a predicted model, not a curated record. Gene Ontology annotation, molecular function: dipeptidase activity. Gene Ontology annotation, biological process: proteolysis. The coding region runs from base 1 to 1485 and encodes 494 amino acids.
AUGAAGUGUGUGAGUGUGUGUGUUGUGCUGUUGGUGAUGCUCAGAGUGAGAGUUCACUCAUUCACAUUUAACCAUCUGACUGCAUACGUGGAUAAACAGCAGGAGGAGUAUGUACAGACUCUGAGAGACUGGGUGUCUAUAGAGAGUGACUCCAAUGAUGUCACUAAGCGGGUGGAGCUACAGCGUAUGAUGGGUGUGGUGGAGGAGAAGCUGCGUGGGAUGAAGGGGAUCAUGGACGUGAUGGACAUCGGCAAUCAGACGCUGGAGGAUGGCAGUGUUAUUCCUCUCCCUAAAGUGGUGACGGCGGUGUUCGGUGAUGAUGAGAAUAAACACACUGUGUGUGUGUAUGGACAUGUGGAUGUCCAGCCAGCCAGGAGAGAGGACGGGUGGAGCACAGACCCCUACAACCUUACGGAGAUUAACGGAAACCUGUAUGGCAGAGGCGCUUCAGAUAAUAAAGCUCCAGUUCUGGCCUGGAUACAUGCAGUGGAGGCGUAUAGAGCUCUGGACAUGGACCUGCCAGUGAAUGUGAAGUUCCUGAUUGAGGGAAUGGAAGAGAGAGGUUCUAAGGGUCUGGAUGUUCUGGUUGAGGCUCAGAAAGACGCGUUUUUCUCUGAUGUGGAUUAUAUCGUGCUUUCAGACUGCACCUGGAAGAGCGCUCAUCCUGCUCUCACCUACGGCACGAGGGGGAACUGUUACUUCUCCGCUCAGGUGGAGGGCCCGAAGCAGGAUUUACACUCUGGAGUGGACGGAGGUGCUGUGAUCGAACCCAUGAGCGACCUGAUCGGAAUUCUAGACACGCUGAUCAGUGCGAGCGGUCAGAUCCUGAUCCCCGGCAUGACAGACGCAGUCGCAGACUUCACUGAGGAGGAGCGCAAACUAUACGAGGAGGUCCAGUUUGAUUUGGAGACUUACAAGAGCAUGAUCGGUGUGGAUCGACUCAUGUACAACAAUAAGGUUGACCUUCUGGCUCAUCUGUGGCGUUUCCCCACCGUGUCCAUCCACGGCAUCGAGGGAGCGUUCUCCAACCCCGGAACAAAAACUGUCAUCCCUGCUAAAGUCACAGCCAAGUUCUCCAUCCGCCUGGUUCCCAACAUGGAGCCUGCAGUCGUGGAGAAGCAGGUAACAGAUUACCUGCGCGCCAAGUUUGAGCAGAGGAAGAGUCCGAACAAGCUCACGGUGAAGAUGGUUAUUGAAGUGAAGCCAUGGUUAGGCAACACCAAACACCCGCUGUACGAGGCUGGGAAGAGAGCAGUGAAGAGAGUGUUUAGUGUGGAGCCGGAGCUGAUCCGAGAGGGAGGGACCAUUCCCAUUGCUCGCACUUUCCAGGACAUGAUCGGCAAACACAUCAUCAUGCUGCCCAUCGGAGGCUUCGACGAUGGCUUACACUCUCAGAAUGAGAAAAUCAGCAGGUAUAACUACAUCGAGGGAACGAAGCUGUUCAUCGCUUUCCUGUACGAGGUUUCUCAAAUAAAGAAGAACUGA